This is a messenger RNA of Ipomoea nil (Japanese morning glory), 1187 nucleotides long. Its product is annotated as methanol O-anthraniloyltransferase-like. Bases 48 to 1187 code for a protein of 379 amino acids. The record is from RefSeq and is a predicted model, not a curated record. The transcript is spliced from 2 exons. Lineage: Eukaryota; Viridiplantae; Streptophyta; Magnoliopsida; Solanales; Convolvulaceae.
AGUUAUAAGAAAUUGAUGACCAGAGAGGUCUGAGGUUCUAUUUCAGUAUGAUCAUGUUCUAUAGGGCAAAUCCCCUCAUGAAAGCAAAGGACCCUGUGGAAGCCAUUAGAGAUGCAGUAGCUGAAGCCCUGGUAUGGUACUACCCUCUUGCAGGUCGGCUCAUUCAAGGCCCUGAGGAGGAUAAGUUCAUGGUGGAUUGCAGUGCUCAAGGGAUUUCGUUCAUCGAAGCAGAUUGCAGUUUCAGCUUGGAAGAUCUGGGUGAUGCUGUUAAACCGCCAUGUUUGUAUUCCAAAGAACUCUUGUAUGAAGUGCCUGGCUCUUAUGAGAUGCUUGGUUGCCCAUUGAUGGUUGUUCAGGUUACGAGGUUGAUUUGUGGAGGAUUCGUGGUGGCUAUACGUGUAAACCAUAUUCUAGCUGAUGGAUUAGGUUUAGCACAAUUUGUGAAGGCUGUGGGAGAGUUUGCGCAGGGCGCAUCUUCACCUUCAACUAAACCUGUCUGGAAAAGAGAACUAUUGACUGCAAAACAUCUUCCCCGUACUACCUAUGACCAUUAUCCCCAACACGACACAGCCGCCCACAACUCAACAAUAAAUAAUCCCGACAACUUGGUUAGCCAUUCUUUCUUUUUUGGCCCCAAAGAGAUGAAAGCCAUUCCCCAAAAACUUCCACCACAGACUAAACGACCAACCUCAAAGUUCGACAUGAUUAAUGCUUGCAUAUGGAUAUGUCGAACACGAGCCUUAGAGUUCGACGGCGACGAGGCCGUGGCCGUCCAUUGCACGAUGAAUGUACGUAACAAAGGUCCACCUGAGCUGCGCGACGGCUACUACGGCAACGCGGUGGUGUUUCCGGCGGCGGUGGCAAAGUCUGGGAGAUUAUUAUGUGAUAGCUCGUUGGAGUAUGUCGUGAAGUUGAUAGAGAAAGCGAAGAGUAGAGUGAGUGAAGAUUAUGUUAGGUGGGAGGUUAACUUUAUGGGUUCGAAGGGAAGGCCGCCAUUGUUGAGGUCACGUAGCAGUUUUCUUGUUAGUGAUUUGUCAAGAUUAGGGUUUUCUGAAAUGGAUUUUGGAUGGGGGAAACCAGUGUAUGGAGGGACCAUGGAUGGCGCAGGAUCAGCAACUAAGAUUAAUCAUGCUCGCUACCGGAAUAGCGACGGCGAGGACGGCGUGCUUGUGCCGGUUUUCUUUUGA